This is a messenger RNA of Motacilla alba alba, 1349 nucleotides long. RefSeq names its product translation initiation factor IF-2-like. Bases 1 to 1332 code for a protein of 443 amino acids. Lineage: Eukaryota; Metazoa; Chordata; Aves; Passeriformes; Motacillidae. The record is from RefSeq and is a predicted model, not a curated record. The transcript has 3 exons.
AUGGUUCGGUUGUCCGUUGAGCGUUGGACAAGGAAGAAGAGCAACGCCGGACUGGAAAUUCUGCUCCCCCACAGACCCCAUGAUAAUAAUAAUAAUAAAAAGAAAACACGAACCAAAGGGGGAGGGGGGGAGAAUGAAAUAAAAAAAGGCGCCCCCACUGCCCCGGAGGCUGGGGGCGACAGGGAGCCGGGAGCCAAGCGCUGCCCUCUACAAGCGAAGCCUCCGCAGGGAUCGGCCAACUUACCCCGGGCAAAACAAGUACGCGGCGGCCGCCCCCCCGUUCCCGGGCGCUCCUUCCACUUGUCCUCCCGCCCGCCCGCCGCCCGCCGCCGCCCGCCGGGGGACCGCGCACCGCUGCCCGCCGCCGCUGCCCCGCUCCGCCGCUGCGCGUCCGCAGCCCCGCGGCGACGUGGGGCCGAGCCCGGCGCGGUGGCGGCCGAUGCCGGUGCGGCGCUGCCGAGGAGCGGUGGGGGAGCCGGCGCCUUCCCGGAAUGGCUCAGCCCUCGGGAGGGAGGGAGCGAGAGAGCGAGGGAGGAGGGGGGCGGCAGCGCCGCGGCUUGGUCCCACCUCCUGCCGGGCAGGGCGGCGCGGCCCUGCCCCAGCCCAGCCGAGCGGCAGGGAGGGAGAGUCGGCUGCUGGCGGCGGAGCGCGGGGAGCCGAGCCGAGCCGAGCCGCGCUGAGCCGCUCCUUGGCUGCCGGGCUGGGCGCUGGCCGGGCCCGGUGCGCCGCGCCCGCCGCCGGCUCGGGUUACGGGAGCCGCGGCCGCCGCAGCCAAUGCGGGGCCGCCUGGCGCCUUCGAACGGCAGAUGGGUUUCCUCGGGUUUUCUUGAAGAAAAGGUACCGGAGAGAGCACCAUCCCGGGAAAGGGUGGGGUUGGACAGGCAGGAAAACGCGCCUGCCGGGCGGCCCGGGGAAGCGGCGCCGAAAUGGCCCCGGUCCCGCUCUGUCCAGGCGCGGGGAGGGACCCGAGCCACGGGCGGCCGCCUUGGGCUGCGAGCGGAGCGGGAUCUCCCGGAGCAUCUCCGCUGCUGCCGCCCUCGCCAAGGGCUUUGUCAGCCGCGUCUCUCUGCCCUGCUCUCUCUGGGGUGGCCGCCUUUGUCCGCGGGUCCCUCCUGCCUCGGCAGGUUGAAAGAGCUGGCUCCACCAUCCCUGCCACCUCUCUGCUCCUGGGAACGGCAGAAUCCUUUAUACCUCAGUGGUGCGGGAGGAAACGGCCCUGAAGUCGCAGACAACGCUUAUUCUUCGGUAAAAUCGUCACAGGUUCUGGUCCUUACUGUCAGGAGGUUGGGGUUCCAGCCUCAAUUUCUGCACGCAUUGGACAGAACCAAGUAAAGGGCAUGGAAAGUUCA